AUGUCACAAAAAUUGCUUGAACGGUUUUCUAAUGAUUUUGCUCAACUUCUUGAAAGUGAACAUGAUUAUAAUGUUAUCGUUCAAGUUAAGGAACAAACUUUUAGGUUGCAUUCAUUAGUUUUACAUCAACGUUCAUCAUUCUUUCGUCAAGAAUUAUUGACUGCAAUUAAAAAGAAUAAUAUUUUCGAAAUUAAUUUUCCGAAUUUUUCUGUUGAAACUUUUAAAAUUUUAAUUAA
Molecule: messenger RNA, 236 nt
Organism: Scutellospora calospora
Lineage: Eukaryota; Fungi; Glomeromycota; Glomeromycetes; Diversisporales; Gigasporaceae
Source: the annotation of a GenBank genome assembly